Molecule: messenger RNA, 3888 nt
Organism: Hemicordylus capensis (graceful crag lizard)
Lineage: Eukaryota; Metazoa; Chordata; Lepidosauria; Squamata; Cordylidae
Gene: EPHA8
Product: EPH receptor A8
Exons: 17
Coding region: 94-3063 (989 amino acids)
Biological process (GO): cell surface receptor protein tyrosine kinase signaling pathway; protein phosphorylation; axon guidance
Cellular component (GO): plasma membrane; neuron projection
Molecular function (GO): ATP binding; protein binding; transmembrane-ephrin receptor activity
Source: RefSeq, a predicted model, not a curated record
UGUGGGGAAAGUGCAGUCAGAUUAGCCGGGGCUCCGUUGACAGGACUCCUGUACGGAGCUUGCUCCGGCCCGCCAGGCUGCCACCUAUGCACAAUGGCCGGGACCCGGGCGGAACGGACAGCCUCUCUUGCCUUCCUCCUCCUCCUCCUCCUCACAGCCUUUGCCGCCUGCUUCUCGGCCACCACCAGUGAAGUGAACUUACUGGAUACAUCCACGAUCAUUGGCGACUGGGGAUGGCUCACCUACCCUUCUCAUGGGUGGGACUCCAUCAACGAGAUGGACGAAUUCUUCAACCCCAUCCACACCUACCAAGUCUGCAACGUCAUGUCCCCCAACCAGAACAACUGGCUGCGGACGAGUUGGGUGCAGAGGCAUGGGGCCCACCGAGUCUAUGCCGAGAUCCGCUUCACCCUGCGGGACUGUAAUAGCAUGCCGGGGGUGCUGGGCACCUGCAAGGAAACCUUCAACCUCUAUUACCUCCAGUCGGAUCGGGAUCUGGGCAGCACCCCCCGCGAGAGCCAGUUUGUGAAGAUCGACACCAUCGCGGCCGACGAGAGCUUCACCAACGUGGACCUGGGGGUCCGGCGGCUGAAGCUCAACACGGAGGUACGGGGGGUCGGGCCGCUGAGCAAGCGGGGCUUCUACCUGGCCUUCCAAGACAUCGGGGCCUGCAUCGCCAUCGUCUCCGUCCGCGUCUACUACAAGAAGUGCCCGGCCAUGGUGAGGAACCUGGCCUCCUUCUCGGAGGCUGUCACCGGAGCCGACUCCUCGUCUCUGGUGGAGGUCCGAGGGGAGUGUGUGGGGCACUCGGAGGAAAGAGACACCCCCAAGAUGUACUGCAGCGCCGAGGGGGAGUGGCUGGUGCCCAUUGGGAAGUGCGUGUGCAGCGCCGGCUACGAGGAGCGGAGAGAUUCGUGUCGGGCCUGCCAGCUGGGGUUUUACAAGUCUUCCCCUGGGGACCAGCUGUGUGCCAAAUGCCCAUCCCACAGCUCUUCCGAGACCCAGGCUGCACAGGUGUGUCGCUGUGAGAGCAGCUUUUACCGAGCAGCUCUGGACCCUCCUUCGGCAGCCUGCACACGUCCCCCUUCUGCUCCCAUGAACCUCCUUUCCAGCGUGAACGGCACAUCGGUCACCCUGGAGUGGACCCCGCCCUCAGACAAAGGGGGACGCAGUGACGUCAGCUACAAUGUCCUGUGUCAUCGCUGCAUGUGGGACUCCGGCCAGUGCGAGGCCUGCGGGGCCGGGAUCCGCUUUGUCCCCCAGCAGAUGAAACUGGCCCAGGGGUCCCUUGCCGUCACCAACCUCCUGGCCCACACCAACUACUCGUUCUGGGUGGAGGCCAUUAACGGGGUUUCCGACCUCAGCCGCGAGCCGCCGAGAUUUGCAGCCGUCAACAUCACCACGAACCAGGCAGCCCCAUCCCAAGUGCUGGCCAUCCGCCAGGAGAACGUGGGCCAGAACAGCGUCAUGCUCCUCUGGCAGGAGCCAGACCAACCCAACGGCAUCAUUCUGGAAUACGAGAUCAAGUACUAUGAGAAGGACAAAGAGAUGCAGAGCUACUCCACCCUGAAGUCCAAGGGCAACAGCACCACAGUCUCGGGUCUGAAGCCGGCCACCCGCUAUGUCUUCCAGGUCCGAGCCCGCACCUCGGCUGGCUGUGGCAGAUUCAGCCAGGCGGUGGAAGUGGAGACCACCAAAGCAAUAGCUCCCCCCUAUGACACCACCACGGUCGUGUGGAUCUGCCUCAUGCUAAUUACUGGCCUCAUCGCUCUGCUGCUGUUCCUGGUCUGCAAGAAGAGGCACUGUGGUUACAGCAAAGCCUUCCAGGACUCGGAUGAAGAGAAGAUGCACUAUCAGAACGGACAGGUGAAAUUCCCCGAGUCCAAAUUCUACGUGGAGCCACACACUUACGAAGACCCCUGCCAAGCUGUGCAUGAGUUCACGCGAGAAAUCGAGGCCUCUAGGAUUAAGAUCGAGCGGGUUAUUGGGUCGGGAGAGUCUGGAGAGGUGUGCUACGGCCGCCUGAAACUCCCAGGAAAGAGGGAACUGCCGGUGGCGGUGAAGGCUCUUAAGGUCGGCUACACGGAGAAGCAGAGGCGGGACUUCCUGAGCGAAGCCAGUAUCAUGGCGCAGUUUGAUCAUCCCAACGUCAUCCACCUGGAGGGCGUGGUCACCAAAAGCAAAUUAGUCAUGAUUGUAACCGAGUACAUGGAGAACGGCUCGCUGGAUUCCUUUCUCCGGAAACACGACGGGCAAUUUACGGUCCUUCAGCUGGUCGUCAUGCUGCGGGGCAUUGGCGCCGGCAUGCGUUACCUCUCCGAGCUGGGCUACGUCCACCGCGACCUGGCGGCACGCAACAUCUUGAUCAACGGGAACCUGGUCUGCAAAGUCUCCGACUUUGGCCUCUCGCGAGUCCUGGAGAACAACCCUGAUGCUGCUUAUACCACCACGGGCGGGAAGAUCCCCAUUCGGUGGACGGCGCCCGAAGCCAUCACGUACCGCAAGUUCUCCUCGGCCAGCGACGUGUGGAGCUACGGCAUCGUCAUGUGGGAAGUGCUGGCCUAUGGGGAGAGGCCGUACUGGAACAUGACCAACCGGGAUGUCAUUCAGUCUGUGGAGGAGGGGUACCGUCUGCCUGCCCCCAUGGGCUGCCCCACAGCCCUGCAUCAGCUGAUGUUGGACUGCUGGCAGAAAGACCACAACGAGAGGCCGCGCUUUUCCCAGAUAGUUGCCAUCCUGGACAAGCUGAUUCGCAACCCACAGAACCUGAAGUGCACAGCCACGGUCACCCGAUUCACUCAAACUCUUUCCGAACGGAACUGCAUCGACUUCACCAGCUGCGCCACCGUGGAAGAUUGGCUGGACUCCCUCCGGCUGGGGCGAUACCGAGACAACUUUGCUCUGGCUGGAUACUCGUCCCUUGGGAUGGUGAUGCGGAUGAAUUUUGAUGACGUGCAGAGUUUGGGCAUCAGCCUCACAGGGCACCAGAGGAAAAUCCUGACCAGCAUCCAGAUCAUGAGGUCUCAGCUGCUCAGCACCAUGGGCUCCAGAAGACAUCUGUGAGGACCCUUCCUCCUCCACGCUUCCUCCUCCAGGCUGGAAGCUCCCUCUGUUGGCUUCACCUGGCUAACCGUGCCGAGGACGGAUUCUCCAAGUGUGGACGGGAUGCCCAUUUGUGGCGGCGGCCAGAGGAUUCUCUCGAUUCUCAGUGGGCCUCCUGGAGAUGUGGGGAAGGGGGCUGCAUUGCACAACUUAUCCUUGUGGCCAACUUCAUAGGCAUUGCAGCUUCCCUGGCGCACGCACCAACUUGGACUUUCCUUGCGGUGGGGCCGGAGAACCCAAGGACAGCGCAACGAUGCAUGUUGAUCCGGAUGACGAAACGAGCCGAGGCAAACCACUGGGCUUCUGAGAGCCCGACAAAACUGUGCCCUGCCAUCUGAUUGCAAGAAACUCUGGCAGGUGCCCUGAAGUGCCCCUCCUCAGGGGGAUGUGGCCUUUUCAGGGAACAUCUCCUCGGAACCAGCCCAGGGAGGAAGCCUGCAGAAUCCCUUCCUCUUCCUUGAAACAGAUUCCUUUGGAAGUGGGGGGCGCUGUUGGCAGAAGUGUCACUAAACGGCCACCACACCUUGAAUCCACCAGCAGUUCACGACAACAAGAGGCCUGAAGCCAAGAGUCCACGGGCUCAGGGUUUCGGGCUGAAAACUCAGGUUCCCCACAUUCCAGCUCACACCCCUGUCCCUCUUCCAGGCCUGGGGAGACACUUGGCUCAUUGAUGUGGUCACUGGCAGGGGAGGAGGGUCGGGAGCAGUGUUCCCUCUAACGGGGAUUCCCCGACAUUGUGGACUACAACUCCCAGAAUCCCCAGCUGCAAUGGCUUUUGCUUGGGGA